AUGGCAGUCCAACCUCUGCAAUGUUUCUCAUGCCAGGAGCCCACAACACCUGAGAAAUGCAUGAGAGUGACCAACUGCACACAAAAUCACACCAUGUGUAAGACGACAAUGCAUUCCCGAGAAGAAGUCUACCCUUUUGUGGGCGAAGCAACCGUCACACGGUCUUGUUCUGUGAAUUGCAACCUCUUGGAGGUUGACGAAAUCGGCUCCGUGCGUCCAGUGACCUGUUGCAACACCAACCUCUGUAACCAUGAUGGGGCCUCCUGGCUAGACAUCAGCUGCACCAUGCUGGGGGGAAUAGUGGCUUCUGUCUUCGUCUUCCUCCGUUGAUUCUGAAUUUCUCCAUGAUUUGGCAGAGAGCCUAGUCCACUUUCCUAGAAAGA
This is a messenger RNA of Candoia aspera, 383 nucleotides long. Its product is annotated as ly6/PLAUR domain-containing protein 2-like. The coding region runs from base 1 to 330 and encodes 109 amino acids. The record is from RefSeq and is a predicted model, not a curated record. Lineage: Eukaryota; Metazoa; Chordata; Lepidosauria; Squamata; Candoiidae. The transcript has 2 exons. Gene Ontology annotation, cellular component: plasma membrane.